This is a messenger RNA of Megalopta genalis, 4334 nucleotides long. RefSeq lists its product as uncharacterized. The record is from RefSeq and is a predicted model, not a curated record. Gene Ontology annotation, cellular component: extracellular matrix. NCBI's taxonomy places the organism in Eukaryota, Metazoa, Arthropoda, Insecta, Hymenoptera, Halictidae.
CCAGCCGCGAAUUCGAAAGGCGGCCAGUUGCUGUUCGCGCGUCGUCAGCGCCGCGUCGCGAGUACACCCGAUCGUACUACGGAGCUGGACCGGCGUCGAACGAGAAAAUAGAAAUCCAGCGAGGGUGGCCGGGAUGUUGAACGCCGCCGCCGCGAGACACCAUGGAAGCGUUCGGAUGCUACGACGAGAACCCCGUGGAAUAACGAGGAUGGAGUCGUAGUAAGGGGCCGCUUCGCGAACGGCUCGGAUGACGACCGGUGCAUAUUCGGAGGGUUCCGAUCGUGAAAAAGUGUGGUGAUCCUGAAUGGCAAUAUGACCGAAAGGAUCACGUAGUGCGGUGCGACGUGUCUGCUGCGACACGGUACGACGACCUGUUCUCUUUCAGCGAGUGCCAAGUGAACGGUGGUGCGCGAAUCGUGUUUCGACCUAUAGAGAGGAUCACGCGGUGGGGUCGUCGGGCCAGUGUGAUUCGAUUCGCCGGGGGAUCCAAGCCGCAGACAUGCCGGGACAACGUGGUCCCGGUCGGCUCGGCGUAGAAUCAGCUGGCAUCGACUCGGUGUGAAUGUGUCGGGGACGGGGGUGAGAAGCAGAAGGGACUAAGAAGCGCGGGGGAGGAAAGGCAAGGAAAGGCAAAGCAAGGGAACGCGACGGGACGAGACGAGAAGAGGUUGUGGCGCACAAAAUGGGAGCAGCCUGGCGGGAGUUCGUGCUGGGAAGCGUGAUCCUUGGACUUUUUUCGAGUAGUCUGCUGAAGGGCGUGCUGACCAACUCGACGAACAGGUGCGACUAUCCGCCGUGCAACUGCGACCAUCAUGGCCGGCUGACCUGCGACUGUAAAAACGAGGGAGAGGAGCUUGUGUUGACCACGGACGGGGACAGAAGGCUGAGCCCGCAUACGAGCAGAAUAGUGGUGAGCAACUGUUCGUCCGUGAUCCUGGCGAACUCGAGCCUGGCGUCGAUGACGGGGCUGCGCUCGGUGGACCUGGUGAACGUGGCGAACCUGAGCCUGGUCAAGCAGAGCUUCGAGCUCUCGUCGCACAGCGCCCGGACCCGGACCCGGAUCACCGUGAGAAACAGCAGCAUCGACACGAUGCCGAGCUUCGUGUUCCGCGGGGACGUCGAGGCGAUCAGCUUCGAGAACGUGAGGAUCGGCCAGUUGAGCGCGUUCUCGUUCGCGAACCUCGUGCAAACGGAAACGCUGCGGCUGGAGAACUGCCGGAUCGACAGCAUGGAGGCGCAAGCGUUCAAGAAGUUCGACGUCGGCUACCUGCACGUGAUCGGCGGCAGUUUCGGCGAUCAGGUGCCGAGUAGAACGAUGAACGACAUCGAAGUCUAUCACAAGUUCAUGCUGGACGGCGUGAAAAUGGGCACGGUGCGAAGCGACGCGUUCAUCGUGCGAAGCCCGCAAACGGUGGCCAUCCAGAACUGUCUGGUCGACAGCCUGGAGAGCGAGGCUUUCGACGUGACCGCGCGCGGUGCGGUCAUCCUCAAGAACAACACGUUCGGCAGUCUGGCCAUCGGGGCGUUCCUCGGUAUCCGAGCCGACCCCGAAGCGAGAACGCCGUCCGGCUCCCCGCCGGCGAGCCUGCACGAUCUAAUCUUCAAGAAUAACAGCGUGGUGAAUUUCGAGGAGGGCUCGAUGAUGUUCGACCGGGCCAGCUUCCGCCUGGAGCUCGACAACCUCCUGGUCGAUCAGCCGUGCGACUGUCAGAUGCUGCCCGUUUGGAAGAACAACAUUCUCAAUUACACGAACGUUUACUCGAGGCUCUACACCAGACAGAACUCCGUGCUGACGCCCACCACGUUCUCGAGCCAGGACUCGAUCAGCGAGACGCCCGAGACGUUUCUGUGCACGGACGGCGAGGUGGACGGCGUCCCGACCAGCUUCGUCGACUACGAGACCCGUCAUUGUUCCCUGGGCGGGUCGGUGAUGAUGCUCGCGAUCGGGAUCGCGGGCCUCCUAGUCCUACUGAUCCUGCUGACCUGUCUGAUCGUCUGGUGCUGCAGGAGGCGCCGUCGGAACAGCCGGAAGAAAUGGAUCAGCGUGCCGACGAACGCGCCCGACGUCGUCUCGAAGAAGAACGGGGUGAUCGGCAGGGACACGGCCGCGUCGAACGCGCCGGUCGACAGCCGGAUAACCAUGGUGGUGCCCGACGGCAGGCUCUACAGGGAGACCGAGUUCCACGUGAUCGUCGAGAAGGCGGAACCGUUGACGACCGAGUUGUAACGAGAGCCGUCGCGCGGCUCGAUCGCAGCCGCGGCACCGCGAGACGACGAAGAACUCGAGUGGACGGACAGCCCGAGCCGAUUCCGCGUGUACAAGCUCUGAACGGCGUCUCACACCGCCGCACGCGGUUUACGUACUCGGUGUUACCGAGAGAAGUGCGAAGACGCUUUCGUUGUUGUUCGACCAGCCGUGCGACCUCCUCGAUCGGAAAAGCUCGCCGACGAGCUCGUACCAACGCGGUGGUUCCUCGACAUUUUUCACGUACUAUUUAACAAUAAGUCGCGCGUCUUGGGAACGAAUAGAGCGGGAGAUCUUGGAAUCCUAUUGUUUUCAAUUUAACCGACUAAUCCUUUUAGUACAAGCCAGUUCGUAAGCUUCCAUUCACAUAUCAGACGCGGCCGCCGAUUAUGCCGGCGCGGACACGACACGAUGUCCGCACGUUCCUCUUGACGAUUAAGAGCGUCCCCCCACUCCCCCCCUACUGGACGAAGGUGUCCCGCGGAUAAUCGGCCCGCGAUCUUAGUUUAAGUUUAUCGUUUAAGUAGCUUUCGAGGGACGGAGGUUCCCACCCGAGCGACGACUGCGGCGAUCAAGAAAGAAGAAGAGUCAGCGGGGAAAGUUCUGAAUCGAUUGAUUCGUGGGAGAGACUCGUCGACGGGAUUUCAUGUUUUUCUGCGUCGGUGAACGCGGCAACGUUCUACCGGGUCUCCGAGUGGAAACUAACGUGUAACUGUUCGAUCGAAUUUAGCGAGGGUGCGGAAUUCUUUCGGUCCGCCGGGGACCUUCGCUGAAGAAGCAGUGCCAUUCCUAUAAGAAACGCGAGUUUGUGUGUACGCUCGACGCGAAAGGACGUCCAAGAACGAGGUGGAAAGGUGAACGAACGCUGAUAAACGAGAACACCGUGAACCACUGUUGUAACACCCUCUCUCAGAAUUGAUCGCGUUUCUCACUGUGCUUGUAACACAAUAAAAAUAUUACCUGACAUUCCUUGACAAUACGGAUAUGAAAUGAAUCGAUGAGACGUACGAAGCUGUGUAGUUCUAAGGGCCGAGCCGGAGGGCCGGCGACACAACGUCAAAUUCUGCGAGAGCAUCCUCGAACGGAUUUUUCGCUCGGCGAGGAAUGCGCGACCCCCGCGCGCGAACCGCCUAACCCUAAUCCGCGGGAUCGUUGGUUCGUUUGUAUCGUUUUUUUUUGUCACUGCGAAACGUUUAUUUACGAGCUUGCGUCAUCGCCGAUGAAUUGUUGUUAUUGUUAUCAGUUGCGAUCAGUAUCCGAUAUUGACGAACACGGGGGACGGACCUCUGCGGACGUUAUCGGUUCGACUCGCGUACCCCUCCACCCCCUCCCAACCCCCUCUGAUCUCGUAACGGGUCGGCCGAUAAAGCGAGCGUAAAUUCACUGCGACAUCCGGAGCGCUAUUACAAACCUAAGCAUCUCAAGGUUCCGAUGAUUACCGAGCACUCGAGCGAUGAUCCGCGAGUCGCGCUGUUCCAGGAGAGAGGUAUUUCCCGCGGGGAAUUCGAAGAAGACGGACACAGCUGAUGCGACACGUUAUCCGAAAGCGGAAUGCAACGAUCGCGGCAUGCAGGCUCUAUCCCGGGAGCCAGCAGCUAUCUCUGUGCACGUGCGAGCGAUGCAUUAUUGAUGCGGACUUCGCGCGCCGAGACUCGCGGCGGCGUUGUUUCGGUUUCGCGGUCCGGAGCAGCCGGAGCAGGAAUCGCUCACCUCGGAGCCUUUUCAGGUUGUUUGACGACCUCCGGAGCCCGGUGGCCUUGGGAGGCGUCGAGGCGCGACCGAUUAACGGCGGCCCGCGAGAAGAAACUCGGGCCCCGCGGGAGCAUGUGGGCCCGCGCACGCAAUCAUCGUGCAGCACCGCGCGCGCGCGCGAAUUCGAUUUUCUAAGGACGGUUUAGUUGUAAUUUAUCGUGAGACUGUGAUAUAUAAACGACAGCCGAUUGUAUAAUUUGUUCUACGUCGAUCGGGUCGCGGCGACCGUCGAUCGCCAGAACCGGAGCGAAAGAGGAAACGAGAACGAGAGAGAAUGCGUGUGCGCGAGUGAAAGUGACAGAGAAAAUAAAGAAGCUGAGAUGCGCAUAGAACGACA